Rhopalosiphum maidis (corn leaf aphid) is the source of this 1937-nucleotide messenger RNA. RefSeq lists its product as uncharacterized. The transcript has 7 exons. Bases 228 to 1937 code for a protein of 569 amino acids. NCBI's taxonomy places the organism in Eukaryota, Metazoa, Arthropoda, Insecta, Hemiptera, Aphididae. The record is from RefSeq and is a predicted model, not a curated record.
AGAGAUGGGUUAUUUUUUGUAUUGAUAAUAAAAGUAUUAAUUGUUGUAUCUAUAGAUACAUUUUAGUCUUUCAUAAAAUAACAAAUCAAUGUUAAACAAUAAACAUGCCAUUUUUCUAGUAACUGUGCCACACCAUGUUAAGUUGUAGUCAAUGAAAGCGAAUCAAUUCUGUUUAAAAAAUAUAUAUUGACCACAUUUUACUAAGAAAGGACGUCUAUAAUAACAUAAUGAUUGGAAAAGUGCAACAAAAUAGUGAAGAAAAAACUAUAGAGGAUUUUUUAUUCUUUUUAGUGCAUUUUAAAGAAGCAUUUGAUUCGUUAAAAUCCGAAAGUGACAAAGAAAUAUGCAAGAAAUGGCUAGAUAAGCUUGCAAUUGAAACGUAUAAGAGUACAAAUGAAAAACAAGUACGUAAUAUAUAUUUGUCGCAACUUAUUCUAAGUAUGAACGACCGUAAAUUGACCGCUCCUUUCAACGAAAGUCCAAAACCCGGUCCACUGUCAUUGGAUGGCGUAUUUACGAAAAUUACUGCCAAACCCAGUUUAGAGAUCGAACAAGAAAAAGAAAUCAAUGAAAACAAAGAGAAAUGGACGCAAUUCGUUCGAAAUCGAGAAUUAGAAAUGGUCGACUUGAAUCAUUUGUCUAACGAUGGACGUACAUACAUAGCGUGCAAGACUUUGCCUGAAAAUGGCGGAUUAUUCGCAUACGUUGCCGUGACGGUGGGUGGCAAUACGGGCUGUUGGGUUAAUAUGUGCGGUCGGCCAAUUCCAACACCUGUAGUAAAACCGAUAGACUUAAAAGUGGAAAUGUCCAGCGCACCGAAAAAAAUUUGCGAACAAGAGGACAAAGUGUAUCAACUAACGGCCGAAGUUAGAGCAAUUUUAUCAAAUCGAAAGUCACAAGAAUCCCGGAUGCUGACUUAUGAAUUUUUCAAAAGAUUACAUAAUAAUAUUGAACAGGAGAUGUUGUCUGAAGUGGAUCCUAACAGUACUGCUUGCCACGAUCCGCACGUCGAGGCGCUACUUGAAAAACUAAUAACUGAAAGCAAAGGAUGUGAGAACUUCAACCCUCACUUAUUCAAACGUAUAAAAAUGCUUUCGUUGUUGAAAAAGAGACUGAAAAAUAUGCUACAAGAAAUCGAAGAGCGCAAUCAAAAACUUUCGAACCACGUAAUCGCAUCGACUUCUCCGACAUUAUCUCUACUCAGCCCGGCGUCUACCUGUUCAAAUUCUAUGACCGAAAUGAUGUGGCAGGGAGCAUUAAUGGAAAAACCCACUAGCAAGAUGGCGGACACGCUGGCCAAGACAUAUCCCGCCUGUGUGGUUAAAAUGUAUAAAACGAUCUAUGUCGAUUUACCGACACGCAGUUGCUUUACCAUACUCACAUCAUUAUACUGUUAUGUACAUAUUAUUACUUUAAACCGCAGGUUGUUGGCUCUAUUGGCGCGGGAACGCCGGAAAAUCAUAAACCAGCAGCAAGCAAAGCAAGAAAAACUAGUAACGUCCGUGAAGAGAGAUUUAUUCAAUGAAAUCAAAAAAGGCAUAAUGGCUUACAAGGUAGCCAGGCAAGAAUGGGUGGAUGUGAUGCGCAUCGUGAUGCAUUACAACAAGAUAAAAGAAAGUUUGACCGAAAAAGACCUCGGCGGCAGUUCCAACAGCACAAAAAGCGAUUAUCUACAGGAAACGAUUCUCAAGGAAAUCGAAGACACCAAGAAGCGGCUGGACAAAGGCAAUGGGAAAAACGAGAAGCUGACGGACGACAUUUGCGAGUUAAACAAGAGCAUACACGUGAUAACCGAAAAAAUAGAACUCGAACAAGUGCAAGCCGAAGACCAAUUGCGUGCUUUCCAAAACGAAAUAUGCACUGAAAAAAGUUUGAUUAUGAACAGAACCCAGACUAUUUCAAAAUUAGAAAAAAUGAUAAAAGCGACGCAAAAAUAA